UAAGUUCAACUAAGUGUUACCGACGUGAAAAGCUGUACGGGGUUCUUUAAAAAUGUAUGUGCACACGUAACUUGCGGUUGUCAGGACAACACAAUACUCUGGAUGGCUAAAUGCUUCCGCUUUGAGUCGUGACACUUGGAAUAGAAAAAUAAGCAUACAACACAGACAUAAUGUCUGAUUUUGCUAAAGAGAAAGCAGCGCGUCUUUUGAAGAAGAGAGGCAGUGUCUCGUCGCUUGGGAGCCAUGACGUCAAAGCUAAGGAAACAGCUGGAAAGACCAAAGAUUCUAUAAGCACCCUAUCCUAUAUUGAGGAACCCGGUCACCAUGAGGAUAACCCUCGGCCCACUGUACAGAUGGAGAACACCUUCCAAUUGGCACCAUAUCGACGCUUUCCUGUUCUCACGGUCAACGACAUCCUGAAGGAUGUGCUGUCCAGUUACCUACAAGAGGAGAAGUAUGAAGCAGAGCUCUGUCGGCAGAUGACGAAGACCAUAUCGGAGGUAAUCAAAGCCAGGGUGAAGGAACUGAUGGUUCCCCGCUAUAAGAUCGUUGUUUUGAUCAGCAUCGGGCAGCUCAGUGACCAGAACAUGCGCAUCGGCAGCCGUUGUCUGUGGGACUCCUCCAACGACACUUUCUCCUCACAUUCCUUCAAGAACAGCUCUCUCUUCGCCCUAGCCAACGUGUACGCCGUUUACUUUGAGUGAUUCAUGGAACACAGUUGUCACUGUAGUACUACUGUUUAAAAGCCAUGGAGUCUGUCGCGAGGGUUUUAUAACGGCACAGUAAGCAUGACACAAUUGAUUAAUGAACAGACAGUCAGGACUAUUGGUGUCGGCUUAUGACAAGAGACUCAACACUGUUAUGAGACAACAAUAAUGUUUAACUCAGCCAACAAUAAUGUUUGUUCUCAGACUUAGGAGGGCAUGUUUUUGUAAUACUUUUUAAAUAUUGUACAGUAUGGAUGUGUCUGGGCUACAUCACUUUAAAGAAAUAGUCCAAGUUGUCCUGGGAGGCAAGGCCUGGACAAUUCUCAUUUUGUGGAAAUGUUACUGACCUAAUUAAUUAAUGACUUUAGGCUUUAAAGCUGUUAAAGUAAUGUCAUAACUUGCUGAUCUUCAUAAAUAACAGAAUAGACUAUAAGGAUAUUGUACAAUAGUCCUGUCAGACGCCUGCUUGAUGCAAUUGCAUUGGUUAGCUCAAAUUACUCAUGGUACAACAGACAUUACCUCUUGUAAUUAGUUAGAUCAAUGACAAUAAAGCAGUCUGAAGAGAUAGCACAGUGGUUACAAGUGGUUUAUUACUCGUAAGAUUAAUGAGGGAAUUGCAUUGAAAGUCACAAUAAAAGCAAUUGAAAGUCGUUACAGAUGUUACCGA
This is a messenger RNA of Esox lucius (northern pike), 1374 nucleotides long. It is a transcript of the gene dynlt5, whose product is annotated as Tctex1 domain containing 1. The record is from RefSeq and is a predicted model, not a curated record. Gene Ontology annotation, cellular component: cytoplasmic dynein complex; cytoplasm. Gene Ontology annotation, biological process: microtubule-based movement. Gene Ontology annotation, molecular function: dynein intermediate chain binding. Bases 171 to 704 code for a protein of 177 amino acids. The transcript has 5 exons. Lineage: Eukaryota; Metazoa; Chordata; Actinopteri; Esociformes; Esocidae.